This is a messenger RNA of Myxocyprinus asiaticus (Chinese sucker), 3873 nucleotides long. RefSeq names its product synaptotagmin-12-like. Gene Ontology annotation, biological process: cellular response to calcium ion; regulation of calcium ion-dependent exocytosis; regulation of dopamine secretion. The record is from RefSeq and is a predicted model, not a curated record. Lineage: Eukaryota; Metazoa; Chordata; Actinopteri; Cypriniformes; Catostomidae. The coding region runs from base 170 to 1489 and encodes 439 amino acids. Gene Ontology annotation, molecular function: clathrin binding; SNARE binding; calcium-dependent phospholipid binding. The transcript is spliced from 8 exons.
CUCCUGCAUUAGGAUCUUCAUAAUGCGCAGCGGAACACACAUACACACACACACACUUCAGAUCCAAUCUAAACAUACAUUUGAUCUGAUCUAAAAGCACAGAGACACACACGCAUCAGAUCUGAUUGGAUCAUGCACGCGCAUCCGAUGCUUGAUUGCAUGUUAAUUGAUGGACGAAAGUCUGCAUGAUCUUGAGAGGAGAAAACAGAGUCCUGAAGGUGGCACUAUGUCUGUGCAAGGCCAGGAUAUUUCAGAAUAUCAUCCGAGCGUGGUGCUGGACCCUCCUGGCUGGGAGGUGUGUUUGUAUGUGUUUGGGUUCUUGGUUCUUUUUGGUGUGGUUAUAGUGAAUCUGUGGAAAUUAUAUAAGUCUGGCACUUUUCCGACUCCCUCUCCUUACCCGAACUUCAACUACCGUUAUCUGCAGGAGAAAUAUGGCUCGUCCCACUCAGAGAUCAGACAGAAGCGUGUUGCAGCUUCCAACCAGCGGAGGGCGUCAUCGGCAAGUCGGAAGCCAAGUCUCCAGUUGCUGGACACUCCUGAUGGGUUUCGAGAACUUGGAACGCUGGAGCUCAUGACCCGGGAGCUGGAUCCGAGCGGAGGCACCCUCAACCGUUCCAUGUCCUCUGAAUCUCUGUGUUCCAUCUCUUCCGUCGCGCAGACGUUCGGCCACGACUUCACGGUGGGUCAGCUGGAGAUCACGCUGGAGCUGGACUCUCAAUCCUCACUUCUGCAUGUCUCACUACACCAGGGUAAAGACCUGCUGGAGAAGGAGGAGGAGAACUUCCCUGGAUGCUACAUCACCGUCAUGCUGAUCCCUCAACAGAUCAGCCUAAAAGCCACACAGGUACAAAGAAAUGCCUUCACUGUGGUGUUUGAUGAGCGGUUCUCUGUUCCAUUAGACUCUGUAAGUCUAGAGGAGAACAGUCUACGAUUCUCUGCAUUUGGCGUUGAUUCGGAUGAGCGAAACAUCAGUGCUGGAGUUGCUGAACUUAAACUGUCAGAUCUAGAUCUUUCCAUUCGGCCGUUUAAUGCCUGGCUCUACCUGCAGGACAUGAACAAGGCCGUUGAUGCUGUUGGUGAGAUCCUGUUGUCUCUCAGUUAUUUGCCAACUGCAGAACGCCUCACCGUGGUCGUGGCUAAAGCCAAGAACCUGGUCUGGACUAAUGGAAAGACCACAGCAGAUCCAUUUGUUAAGGUGUAUCUGCUCCAGGACGGCAGGAAAAUCAGUAAAAAGAAGACCUCCAUAAAAAGGGACGAUACUAACCCCAUCUUCAACGAGGCGAUGAUAUUCUCAGUGCCAGCCAUCGUCCUGCAGGAUCUCUCUCUGAGAGUGACGGUCGCUGAGAGCACAGAGGACGGGCGUGGUGAAAAUGUUGGUCAUGUGAUCAUCGGACCAGAGGCCAGUGGAAUGGGCAUAACACACUGGAACCAGAUGCUAGCCACACUGCGGAAACCAGUUUCAAUGUGGCACCCGCUCCGGAGGACCUAAAUCCUGACCCUUGACCCCUGACACCUGUCCUCUGACUCUUGUAUGCAUGGUGCCUACUGUCUAACUGUUCUAACAAUAAAGACGUUAGAAUAUCAAGAAUACCUGUUCCAGCUGUCCUGAGGGAGCGGAUAGGGACAGAUGGAUCUGGAAACAGAGUAAAGUCUCUUUUGCUUCUGUUACGGUCUAUGAAAUCCAGGUUUUCUUAUCCAGGUUAAAUUCAUUUCUACAUGAUAACAGGGUGGGUGGUUGUUUACUGCAGCUUUUGGGUGGAAUUUAAAAUGAGACAGAAAUUUCAGUAGCCACAUUCUGUUGUACUAAAUAUUUAAAGCAUUAAAAUGAAAAAGAAAUUAUUUGUUUGGCCAUAAAUACAAUUAUUAUUAUUAUUAUUAUUAAUAUUACUACUACUUCUAUUAUUGGGGGUUGAAUACUCUUAAACAUAUUGUAAAAUAACAUCUAGCAACAGACUUGGGAUGCUCGGUCCCUUUUCUCAGGCAAGUGCAGUGACAGUUAUUAGCCUGUUUGAGCCGCAUCACGUACCAUAGAGGCAGCAUUGAGGUGUUUUGUAAUUGCAUCCUAUUUAUUUAAACAUAUUCAUGAUCCCCAUAUUGGCUUUGAUAUCAUUAAAAAAUACCAAACUUUGCAUUUUACCAUUAGGAGGCAAGUACUUUGAACUUCAUGAAAUCCAACCUGAUCUAUACCUACAUUUUUCCUAAAAUAUUUAGUUGAACAUAUCACAGCACUUUUUUGGUAAAAUUAUCACUAAAGGCGAUACAACAACAAUGACUUUUAUUCCCUUUCACACAAAUCACGAGUAAAACAGCAGAUUAUCAGUUCAUAAACACUUGCUUUUCAUCCCGUUCCUCACACAACGUUAUCUUAUGACAUCAAAACACUUGUAAUGUAGCGCAUGACUUGUAAAGCGAUACAUUUUAACGUUUGCAUUACAUAAACGACUACAUUUACAAGCUUGUUCAAGAGCGAUCAAAUUGCGCGGUAACUCAACUGAUAGAGCGUUGUACUUGCAAUGCAAAUGAUCAUGAUAUGAGUCUUGAAGAGCACACGAAUCGACACAAGUCAAAAGUGUGAUAGAAGCACCACAAAAUGGCGUAGUUGCUUCAGCAAUUGCAUUUUUCAUCCCCCAUUUGCUUUUUAUGACACUGUCGGCUAGGUUUAGGGUAGGGAGAUAGACAAAACCUAUUUAAAACUCAAUGAGGCAUUAACCUUAAAACCUCAUCUGUUUGGAAGAACGUUUAACUCGCUUUAAGCGCCACUCAGUGGACAUUUCACCUCGGAACUGCCGCGAUAUGUAAUAUCAUUUUGCAAAAAUGUCGCCACAGACAAUGAUGAAAUCAGUUUUGGGGAAGUACUUAAUUAGUAGUACUAUGGUUAAAAGUAAUCUUUUUCAAAUGACAUUACAUUUUCCAGAUUGUAGUGGGGUUCAGCUACUCUGAACAGUUAUCAUAUUACUCAUUACUUAUUCAUUUCUAAAACCCAACCUUUACCAAAUUUGUUUCAUGUGGCCAAAGUGCCAUGUUGUGUUCUUUCACCAGGGCAUAAAUGAAAUUAUUGUCGUAAUAUUUGUGUUAUCUGUUUAAAGUAAUGUAUUUUGCAAAAGAGCCACUAUUUUUUGCGUUCCUUUCACUUUGUUAGUGUGUCAGUCAAAUUAAAGGGAUUGCAAUAAUAUAUUCUGUUGGAUGUUAAAUAUGUUUAUUACAUGAAUCAUAAUGAAUUGAAAUUAUAUAUGUAGCGCAACUAUAAAACAAUAACGAGUAGUCCCUUACAUGACUUCAUUACUUGAAGAUGUACUUUGUAAUUUUGUACUUUGUAACACAUUACCCCCACAACUGCAUAAAAUACAUUUCUAUUAAACUUGAAAAUAUUAUAUAUAUUAUGUUAUUUUAAUUGCUUUUCACAUUCUCUGAGUUUUCUUCAGCAAGAAAGAAAUCUUAAUAUAACACCAAAAAAAAAAAAAAGUUGAAACUGCCGCAAUAAUUAAACCUUUUGGUGACAGAAUGUUAAAACUUCAUACCAAAAUCUGUGAAUCACAUUCUACCACAACUAACACAUUUUGUAGGGUAAAUAACAGAUUUGUGCUUCUUGCUCAGUAAUGAGAUCAUUUCAUUUGAAGAAGUGCUGCAAAUCCUGUCAUUAAUUUUUAAUACUAACAAUAUUUUAAGCUUGACACCAUUAAAAUUAAUUCUGUGCCAAAUUCACCCUAAUAGAAGCAAUAUACUCAUUUGCCAUGUACAUCAGUUGUUGGUGAACUUUAACAGAUUUAAAGGAUGAUAAAACAUCAAAAUACUUUACAAUGCAUGCAAAUGUUAUGUAGGAAAUAUUGCAAUCAAAUGAACUGUUUAAAUAAAAAUGCUUUGUGUGGUUUGUCA